Talaromyces amestolkiae is the source of this 366-nucleotide messenger RNA. RefSeq lists its product as uncharacterized. Bases 1 to 366 code for a protein of 121 amino acids. Lineage: Eukaryota; Fungi; Ascomycota; Eurotiomycetes; Eurotiales; Trichocomaceae. The record is from RefSeq and is a predicted model, not a curated record. The transcript has a single exon.
AUGUCAAACACCAGAUUUGAAGACGGAACCAAUCUUAAAGAAUACAUUCGCAACAGAAUCAUGACAGAAAAAGGAGUGUGGAAAAUGGACAACGAAGCACGACGGAUCGGAAACGACGGGGGGUUGACGUUGGUUGAGGAACUGGUAGAUCUGAAGGAAAAGGACGGUCAGAUGGAAAAGGUACUGACAGAUCUGAAGAAGGGGCUGGAAGACCUGAAGGAAAAGGACGGUCGACGGGACAGGAUGUUGUGGAAAGUCCGUGUUUCUGAGCUUGAAAGAGUCUUUAAAAAACAUAUGAAGCAGCCCGCUUUGAACGAAACGAGAUUGUCCAUGGUGCAGACAUCUUCAACGACUAUCAAGCUCUGA